Scutellospora calospora is the source of this 451-nucleotide messenger RNA. The record is from the annotation of a GenBank genome assembly. NCBI's taxonomy places the organism in Eukaryota, Fungi, Glomeromycota, Glomeromycetes, Diversisporales, Gigasporaceae.
GCUAUUUUAUCUCGAGCAUUAUGUGGUCUUCUGAAUGCCAAAAGCAUGCUUGCAGAAGUUACCAACAAAACAAACCAAAAAGAAGCCUUUUCUCUUCCUGGACUCUGUUGGAGUUUUGGUUCACUUGCUUUAAUUUCAUUCACUGGCUUUAUAGUUGGAUAUUUUCUACUGCCUGAAACUUAUUUUUCUAAUUUUGAACAAAAAUCUCUUUUGCAUUCUAACGUCGAGUUAAGAUCAUCUAACCCAAAUUCUCGAACUUAUACAUACCAUCAACUACGAGGAUUGGAAUUUAGUAAUAUUAAACUGUUAUUAAUCUUAAACUCUGUAGGAAUUUUAAAUCUUAUUGCUAAUUUCCUUCAAAACUCUACACCUAAUUAUAUAAUAGAUACUGCUAAUGGAGUAGCUCAAACCUUGUCAGCUUUGGCUCAUGUUAUUGGUCCUGCAAUUCACA